This is a messenger RNA of Cornus florida, 873 nucleotides long. Its product is annotated as protein FAR1-RELATED SEQUENCE 7-like. Bases 1 to 873 code for a protein of 290 amino acids. The record is from RefSeq and is a predicted model, not a curated record. NCBI's taxonomy places the organism in Eukaryota, Viridiplantae, Streptophyta, Magnoliopsida, Cornales, Cornaceae. Gene Ontology annotation, biological process: regulation of DNA-templated transcription. The transcript is spliced from 2 exons.
AUGGAUAGUCCAUUAGGUGAACGAGGCCAUAAACCCAAAUUUGGAAUGAUGUUUAAGUCCGUUGAAAAUGCAUAUAACUUUUACAAUGCAUACGGACGUGAAGUUGGAUUUAGCGUGAGAAGGGAUUAUUCCAACAAAAACUUUAAAACUGGAGAAGUUACUUCUACCCAAUAUGUAUGUUGCAAUGAGGGUUAUAGAGGAAAUGACAAAAGGGGCCAUCUUACAAAAGAAGCUAGGAUAGAAACAUGGGUCAGAUGUGGUGCAUUCAUGCAUAUAAAAUUUGAAAGGGAUGAAGGAAUAUAUUUUGUAGAUAGAUUUGAAGAGAAGCACAACCAUAAACUUAUUAGAAAAGAUUGCACUCAUUUGAUGCCUUUACAACAGAACAUCUCUGUACCUCAAGCAAUUGACAUCGAGUUGGCAGAUGGACUACCAGUUGGUUCUUCAUAUGAACUAAUGGGACUACAGUCCGGGGCAAGAAAAGUACUUGGAGAAACAGCUAAAUUUGGAGGUGCUUUGAUGUAUGAUGAGACAAUGGAUUCAUUUGUGUGGUUGUUUGAGACAUUUUUGAAGGCAAUGUCUUAUAAAUUUCCAAAGACAAUUAUAAGUGACCAAGUUAUGGCUAUUACAAAAGCAUUGGCAUUGGUGAUGCCCGAGACACACCACUAUCUUUGUAUAUGGCAUAUUAUGCAAAAUGGUAUGAAGCAUUUAGGUAAUGUUAUCAAGGGUCCGAUGGGUAUAAGAAGCAUUUUAUCUGAGUUUAUGAAAGAACAUGAGAACAAAGAUGAUUUUGAAAUAUGUUGGGAGUCCAUGCAAGCCGAGUGCGGUGUUCGUGACAAAUGGUUGUCUGAUAUGUAUAAUUUAAGGACCAAAUAG